UUCAUUCAUUUGUUUUGUUUUUAUUUACGCCAGUUUUGGGGAUUAGAUCCAAAUAAAUCUCGCUCACUUUAAUCAACUAAACUUGAAAAACUAACAAAAUGAGCGUAAGCGCGGCGUCCACUACCUCCGUGAUGGCGGAGGACGAUAUGGACGACACCAAGGGCUUCCAGCCGAUCUCGAAAUUGGAGGGUAACGGAAUCAACGCGGGCGACAUCAAAAAACUGGAAGAAUCGGGCUAUCAUACGGUCGAAUCGAUAGCCUACGCCCCCAAGAAGUUCCUUUUGGCCAUAAAGGGGGUCUCCGAACAGAAGGCCGAUAAAUUACUGGCCGAGGCCCAGAAAAUGGUCAAUAUGGGAUUCACCACUGCGACAGAGGUGCAUCAGAAACGAGCCGAUCUCAUCACUAUUACGACCGGCUCUAAGGAGCUCGAUAGGUUGCUCGGUGGUGGUAUAGAAACUGGAAGCAUCACGGAAAUAUUUGGGGAGUUUCGUACGGGAAAAACUCAAAUUUGUCAUACAUUAGCGGUUACUUGUCAGUUGCCAGCAGAUGUCGGAGGUGGCGAAGGUAAAUGCCUGUACAUAGACACGGAAGGCACUUUCCGCCCUGAGAGACUAAUAGCUGUCUCGGAAAGGUUCAAAAUGGACCCAAAAGUGGUACUAGACAAUGUCGCUUAUGCCCGAGCAUAUAAUACAGACCAACAGACGCAGCUGCUUAUACACGCAAGCGGAAUGAUGACAGAGUCGAGGUAUUCGCUGAUCGUUGUGGACAGCGCGAUGUCCUUGUAUAGAACCGACUAUUCUGGCAGGGGAGAAUUGUCUGCCAGACAAAUGCAUCUGGCCAGAUUUCUUAGGAUGCUAUUGAGGCUGGCAGACGAGUUCGGAGUGGGUGUGGUUAUCACCAACCAGGUUGUGGCCCAAGUAGAUGGGGCGGCCAUGUUCAAUGCUGACCCGAAAAAGCCUAUAGGAGGGAACAUUAUGGCGCACAGUUCCACCACACGACUUUAUUUGAGAAAAGGUCGAGGAGAGACGAGAAUGUGCAAAAUUUACGAUUCGCCUUGUUUACCGGAAGCAGAGGCCAUGUUUGCCAUUAAUCCCGACGGCGUCGGUGAUCCUAGGGAAUAGUUAGUUAUCCAAAUUGGAUUGUGUUAAUUUUUGUUGUGGUUGUUGUUUCGGUUCAAUUUUCGAAGCAAGGCUCGUUCAGUUUAUUUAAGCAGGGUUUGUAAGUUAAAGUUGUAAAUUUUAAGGCUGUACAAAUUAGUUGAAUUAAAUGUAUGCAGUCGGAACUAGAUAACGCGAACCGCGAUGUACUUGCCAUUAAAACCAAAAUAGUUUUUUGUAUAUUUCAAGGUUGUUUGCAGAUUGUAACUACAUUAACACUUAGGGUUAAUUGAAGAAUGAAAGUACCAAAGGCACUAAGUGCCAUAAUUCUGAGAUAUUUAAGAAAACCACUAAGAAAGCAACACUCUUUUUUUUUUAUAUGAACUUGUAAAACCGAUUCUUAACAUUUAGAAUUAGGUACUGGUAGAAAACAAAUCAUUUUUUUUAUCAAUAAAAUGGAAUUUUAAAGUAUGUUUGGAACCAAAACUGAAAAGGCAUAAGCGCCAAAUGAUAAGUCCUCCAAAGGUAAGUUAAGUGCCUUACAAUUUAAGGUGUAAGUACCAAUUAAAAGCGAGUUGUGUUUCUGCUUGGUCCAAAACUCUUUUUUCAUAAAAUAUUUUGUGUUCAGGAUUUCCUAGCUAGGGAAUCAUAGAUGAUACGAGAUUUUCUUUUAUUAGCGGUAAUCUUAUUCUCGCGGGGGUAAAAGUUUUAGAUCGUCAGUAGUUUUUCCUUUUUUCAAUACAUUGAUUUUCUUCCAGGCUUGAAGUACUGUUGGAUUUUUAGGAUCAAUCUUUACUGAUAUUUAAGGCUUUAGGGUUAAGAAACGUGUCAGCAUCUUCUUAUAUCCCAAAAUCCGUUUACAGACAUGUCAAUAAUUUCGAAUGGUAGAUCAUAUUUUGCGGAUGUUAUUACAUCAUGUAAAUCAUUUGGGCACCAUUGCCUUCAUAACACGCUUCUUUUCUUCAAUGAGAGCAAAGUCUCGGUCACAAUCCAUAAAACUGUGACCACUUAUUAGAAAGUUAUACUCGUAUUGUCUCAAAAACAUCAUGCAGAGCACGGAACAGAACACUAAAACAAAUAGGGGAAUUGUGCCUUGAGAUGGCAUACUUUUUGGUUGACGGAGAUAAUUUUGGAAAAUUAAAAUAUAUUGUUGAAAAAAAACAAGUUAGCUUUCAUUUUAUAUUAGAUUCUUUCCUUAUAGCCAGCUAAAAUGUCUUUAAUUCAAAUAGAUAUUUUUUUCUAGAUAUUUAAAAAAAUGUGCUGCUAUGCCAUCUCACACCAACAGCUUAGGGUAAGAUGGCAUACUACUAUGUCAUCUCACCCUAGCCAAUAUGAAUGAAAAUCCUUUAUAAUUCUUUAUUGGUAAUAUUAUUUAUAGCCGUGUAAUGAAAAAUAAACCUAUAUCGUGUAAAAUACAGGCAAAAAAAGACCAAAUGCAAAGUUUUUAAAAGCGAAAACGUUAACUACAAAACACAAAAUACUUUCAUGAUAUAAAACGGUAUCUUCAUAUUUUAUUUGCAUAGAUCGCAUAUAAAUAUAUCCAGUCUUCGUUGGAGCGUGACAGCGAAUAUAAUUCAUUGCAAUAAAGGCACGCAACGUCAUCUUCGUCGUCAGCAGCGACUUGAAAAUUUUCAGGUUCUUCAUCAAUGACAGGUAAUUUUCUUUUUGCUGCUCGAGCCGAUUUUCUCAAGAAUGCUGCUUCUUUUUCGACAAUCGCUGCUUUGGCAAGUUCAAUUUCAGGUGUUGUAUUAAGCACGCCAUAUUUUCCUCCCUUUCUCGGCUUUCUACUUUUUAAUAUCGAAGGAGCAACAGGAAGUGGAGAAAUAUCUUUUAUUGACAUUCUUGCGGGUUUCUGUGUUGAGGUUUCUGCAGCGUGUGUAAUGUCAGCUCCAGAAAUUUGAGGAUUUUCAGUGCCUUGUGUAUUUCCUUGUUCAUUGUCUGGAAUAUUUGUGACGUCUGCUAGUUGAAACAUCCAGUCUGGAAAAAUGUCUUUAUUGGACGGAUAUAUGCCAGUCUUACUGAAUGCAUUAACAGCAUUUCCUAUAGUGGCGGCCUUGUUGUAGGCUUCUUUUAGUAUACCACCGAUUUGAAAAUGGGUAACCGUUCUUCCUGGAUGAGAUUUAAGCCAACGGGAUAAUUCUAGGUUAUAAUAUGUUUUAAGAGAUCCAAAAAAACACACGUCUAACGGCUGUACCCGGUGGGUGCAAUGAGGUGGAAAGCAAAAUACGAUGAUGCCGUUUUCUUUGGUUAGAGCCGCAUAAUUUUUGUGGCUGCUAUGUCCAUCCAACAGGAGAAGAAUUUUAUUUGUAGGAGAUGAUCUGGCAUAUUUGACAAAGUGUUUUAAAUAUUUUAGGAAACUUUCUCCAGUCAUCCAACCACUUUCCUGUGCUAAACCUAAAGCUCCCUGUGGACCGUGGUCCAUCAACUCAUUCUUCAUGUUUUUUCUAGGAAAGAGUAACACAGGUGGAAUGUAAGUCCCAACAGCAUUAAAGCAGCAUGCAAUUGUAAGAUGCUGACCUCGUUCUGCGCUUGUCAGUAUGCUCACCUGCUUUCUGCCUUCAAGAAUUUUAAUAUUUCUUGAAGGAACUGUCGACAACCCAGAUUCAUCCAAAUUGUAAAUAUUUUCGGGAGAAAAUUUAUAGUCCUCCAAUACUUUCUCGAGAUAAUCAAAGUAUUUUUUAAUUUGUGCUUUAUUAAACGAACGAGCUCGUGCAGCAGAUGUUGCCUCUGGUGUACGCAGUGAAAUGGUAGGAUUUCGUGCGCCCCAACCGGCAGCUUUUUUUUCUUUUGAGAACCUAUGGGGAAUUUUCUUUGCCUCGGCAAUUUCAUAAGCAAGCUCGCGAAUAUCCUCAGUUGUAAGACCAAAGAAACGUACUUCUAACUCCUUUAUAUAACUAACCAACUCAUUUUCUAACUCAGCAUUGAAAGUUGGGACAUGUCCUCCUAAGUAUCCUUUAAUGGCUCCUCGAUCAUUCUUAGCUCUUCUUCUAAGCGUAAAAAAUUAAAUUUAUCAUUCGAUAGGUAGUUAGUCACUUCCAAAUAUUAAAAAAAAAACUUACCAGGGACAAAAAUUGAACCUAUAAUAUUAACAAAUAAAUAAUAUACCAUCUUACCCUAUGCACCUAUAUGCCAACUGACUCUGAAUGGCAUUAUUGAAUUUUAACGUAAAUUUUUAGUUAACAAUUAUGAUUUAGGUAAAUAUUUAAUACCACGUAGAUAGAUAUUUUAUAAACUAAUGACGGUAGAUUUUUUUUUCAUAGGAAAUUAAAAAUUCUUAGAGUUACAAACAUAUAUACGAUUCUAAGUAGAAAAGUCAUUACUUACCGUAACGGAAAAUUAAGCUUACCUUCUCGUUCUACACUAACAAACGAACUAAAUUUUCUCAGAAGCGCAUGUAAGACCACGAGCACCGAAAAUUAUGAACAUUGUUGUCAGACGAUGUGUAUUAACCGUAAAAUUGCUUCUAUGCCGUCUCAUCAGGUAUGCCAUCUCAGGCACAAUACCCCUAUUACUCCAGAAUUUCAUUAGUUUAAGAAGGGUAGAUGCCACUUUAUUAGCUCCACGUCCACUAACACCUUCAGGCCACAUACACGGUUUUGAACGUGGCGAACGAAUAAAACUUGAUUGUAGGUCAAAUGAAAUGCAGCAUUUGUCACUACCAGGAAUUUGCAGUUUGAUUUUUCAUAUAUUUCAGACAUUGUUGCACUUUUCGGUGGUGAAGUUCGAGUUGGUUAUUCGCACUAGAAGUUUAUUUUGCCUUGCCAUUUAACUAAUGGCGACUCUAGGACGAUGAAAGCUUAAGUUGCGGAAAUCUCUCUCUUAAACACACCUCUAUAAAACUUAUCAGCUUACAGGAGAUUCUUUAUGUUUCCUCAAAAGAUACUCGAUAUACGUCUAAAAUACCCCUUUUCUUAUCUUGCACGUGAAUAGUGUGAAACAUCUCUAGGGACAGAGUUUAUAUGUUAAUGGAUCAGUUUGCGGUCGUUUAUUAAACAACCAGACGUUUCUGAGUGACACCAAAAAUAUUCAUAAAGGUCUUUCUGCAUGCUUGCACAAAAUUUCCAUCUUGAUCUGGCUGUGUAUAGGAUAUUGAAGUUUGCCUUUUGUUCUAUCUGCGGCACUUCCAUAAUGGCGACGUCUUUAUUUUUUCUAAAUUUAUUAGGCCCUUAGGUGUUUUGUAGUUUUCAGCAUAAAAUCUCUCAAAAGGUUGAAGUUUCGUACACCUGAAAUAGAUACGCAAAUAUUAGGCGCAGAUCAACAAAUUCUUUUUAUAAUUACGUUAAAACACGCGGGACAACCUGAAUACCCAUCCGUCAACGGAGUAGGAGUCACUACCUAUUUUUCAAACUACAAAUAACCUAAAAUAUCUUACCUCUUGAUUAGGUGGAUAUUUUGGACGAAUUUCCCUUUUUUUCCUGCUAACGUAAACGUAUGUCUUCCCAGCAUUCUUUUUCAUUCUCUGCUAUUCUAUAAACAUUCCUUUAGUCGUUUCUGGCACAUCUUCCAUGUUUACACUGCAAUUUAUUGUCCGACAAGCACACUUACACUUUCUACCUGACUUUGGCACUUAAAAACUUUCAGGACGUAGUGCCUAGCUCCGUCCAGUUUUAGCUUACGAAAAUAAAAUUACACUUAUAACCUUUGUGGGUACAUUAGCAAUGGCACUUGAAACCUGUUUAAGCAAAUAUCUACAAAACUACAGAUUUUGGCACUUCAAUAAUUGUUGAGGUGUAAAAAACUCGUGUAUUCGUGACGAUUGUUGUUUUCUCUCUUUUUCGGUUUCAUUCCUUUUUAGUUAAGGUAAUAAUAGUAUACACGUCUGGUUAGUCCAGGUCUUGUCUGCAAAAUGUCUAAUUUGUCUUACAUGUACUUCGAUUAAGGUCAUGUGACAAGACAUCUAGCAUUUUGCCUCUAAUGCCAACUACAGUCAACUCCGGUUAUUACGUACCCUCUAUAGUGGAAAAAAAUGAGUACUUUGUAACCGGAGGUACCCUAUAAAAAUAAAGAUGUAAAUUUUAUUUGGUAUAUCACAAAUUAAAGUAACUAAAAAUAUAUUCUAGGUAUUUAAUACAAAGAAGAUUUAAACCAAAUUUUAUACAUUUAUAUGUACAAACAUUCGUUGAAUUGUUUGACUCUACAACUUGACCAAUAAUGGAGCGUUAAGAUCUCUGUUGCUACCAAUUUAUCGGCGAUGGUCGUAAAAUGACCUACAACUCAAUUUUGCAACUCGGCAUUUUAUUAUGCAUAGACAGGGUGUUACGAAAUUCGGUGCAAAUAUUUUCAAGAGCGUAUUGUUUGAGUCAAAAUAAGACAUGUGUCCCAAAUUAGAGCUACAGGCAAGUUAGACUAUAAGAAAAUCGAUUAUUAUCGGAAUCCGUGGCUACAAUUAGGUGGCAAAUCCCCGUUUUUUUUUAGUGCUCUUUUUUACCCCAAAAAUGCUGUGAAUCCAAUUUUAAGGGAGGAUUCAGGGGGCUUACCUUUCUGAUGUCCUCUAUCUUAUGAAAAAAUCUAAAAUUUUUAUCUCUAGCAUUUUUUCGAUGCAAAUAACCGUUUUCGAGAAAAUCUGGUAAACACUAUUAAACCCAAUUAAACUAUCAAAUUAGCGAAAAACAUAGUGGGAUAUGAUUGCUUUAAUUUUUGUAAAAUUAAAUCGUGUGUUCAAUACUUUCAAAUUUCUUAUCGGAACUACUUAGGAUUUACUUACUGGACUUAGGUUUACACCAUUUUUUGAACGUAAAAUGUCGGAGCACUCAAAAAACCGAAACUGGCAAAUUUUCAAAAGAUUUGACGCAUAUAACUGUCCUCACUGUUCCAAAUAAUCGACUUUCUUUAAGCAAUUUACGCAGGCUGUAGCUCUGAGUGGAUGGACUCAUUUCAGGACACACGUUUAUGAAGGAACAAAAAGUCUUAUUUUAACUUAAAAUAUUUGCACCGAAUUUUGUAACACCUUGUAUAUUAAUUAUACAUUAUUCAGAUGAGCUGGACAAUUGUCAAUUAGAAGCAAUAUUUGUCUUCUUUGAUUUCUUCGUUUUUCAUUUCACUCCUUACUUCCCGGUAUCAAUUAAAUGGGAAUCCCUGAUAGAAGCGAAGAACUAUACUCUACUAUAACGAACGUUACAACCAGCAUAAGUGGGCAAAAAUAUUGAAAAUAGAUCCUCAGGUAGAGAACAUCACAAAAUACAUACAUAUACGUUUAAUAAAUAAAACUCUGGAUGAUGCAUAAUGCAUUUAACUAAAUGAUCUACAUACAUGCAUUUUUUCUUGGAGAUAGAGACCCCAUUUGGAAAUCUAUAUAUACACAUUCUCCUACAAAAUAUGGACCAAAAAUAUUGAACGUUACAACGGCAGUUUUUACGCUAUAUCCAGUAAAAUUAUAAGAUUUAUUUGAUCGGGUCCAAUAAAAUAAAUAAAAGUACGUUAUAGUCAGAGUACACUGUAUUUUGAUAAAACGUGAUAUAGUUUAAAAAAGACAGUUAAGUCAAAGAACAGAUUAAAAUACAUCACAAACUGUAUCAGAUAUUUUUACUCUGGAUGUACUAAUUAAGAGAUCAUAUAAUGAAGUAAAAGAGUGGACAUAACCAAGAUAGGAAACAGAAUUUCUUAUCCCAUCAGUUUAAGCAGAUUUCUUUAAAAACACACUUGAAUUGAAAAUUAAUUUCUUAUAUCUUCCAGGCAGUUGAAGCCAUUUUCAGGCAAAUGCACAUCAGAUCGAAAGUUUCAUACUUUAUCCUUAAUUCCAGUGGAAGAAAGGAAACGUCUUGUUUGCCCUGGAAAUUCGGUUCCUCUAGUUUUAUUACCUUGAUAAAAAAACUACUUUGUUAAUCGUCAUUGCGGUUCGAGUUAUCGUUAGUUCACCUUAUUGACUGUAUAAUUAAUCAUAGUGAUGUAAAAUCAUUUUAUUUUGUGAAGAAGUAUAGUUUAUUAAGUUUGUACAUUUUGAUAAAUAAACGUUGUUAAAAAUUAA
Molecule: messenger RNA, 8061 nt
Organism: Anthonomus grandis grandis
Lineage: Eukaryota; Metazoa; Arthropoda; Insecta; Coleoptera; Curculionidae
Gene: spn-A
Product: DNA repair protein RAD51 homolog 1
Exons: 4
Coding region: 99-1121 (340 amino acids)
Biological process (GO): chromosome organization involved in meiotic cell cycle; DNA recombinase assembly; mitotic recombination
Cellular component (GO): condensed nuclear chromosome
Molecular function (GO): double-stranded DNA binding; ATP-dependent DNA damage sensor activity; single-stranded DNA binding
Source: RefSeq, a predicted model, not a curated record